Molecule: messenger RNA, 837 nt
Organism: Caenorhabditis remanei
Lineage: Eukaryota; Metazoa; Nematoda; Chromadorea; Rhabditida; Rhabditidae
Exons: 7
Coding region: 1-837 (278 amino acids)
Source: RefSeq, a predicted model, not a curated record
AUGGAGUCCAAGAAUUCGAAAUCUCCUGACUCAGGGAGUCCUGAGCAACUUCGUCAGCCGAAGGAGGAACCCUGCGAGUUGCCAGAAUAUUCUAUUCCAACAGAUUACGAAACUUUCAAACAACAACAGUGGGAACAGGAAAAGCAAAAAAGGACUAACAUGUGUUUGGAGCAGUGGUCUAAUUACCAAAGCUUUCCUACUCAGAGAUGGGAAGGAGAGAGAGUUGAGCCACAGCUGGUUCCACAACCAACCACCCAACCGACAUACUUUUUGGAUCCAAAUUUCGGAAAUCCUCUAACUGGCUUGAGAGGAUGUCUGACAUCCGUCUAUCAACCUCUCUUGGCAUCGAAUCCAGGGGCAAAUGAAUUCGACCCCAGAUACCCGUUUGGACAAUACCUUUAUUGUCCACCUCCAAGAAGUGAUGCUGAAACUUCAACGGUUUCGAUGACUGGUGAAUCCUCAAAUCAAUAUCUAUGCUUCUACGAAAACCCAACUGAUGAGGAGUUUGAAAAAUUGAAAGUCUUCAACUCACCGCUGUUCGGAGUCGACAACGAUCAAUUCCCGGAUCGCAACCAUAAGUGGAAACGUCGGAGGUUGUACAACCAAUUCAUGGAGAAACUCUACAAGAAGAACGCAGAAACAAUUGACGUAGUAUACAAAAAUUGUUUGAAAAAACACCCAACACUCGAUUUUUUCAAAAAUGAGAUCCAAGUCAAGAAAAUAAUUUUAAGUCAAAUAUUUGAGAUCGGCAUCAAAUUCUACGAAUCUCGACAGACGCGGAUACUCACCACUACUUCAGACGAAAAGGACCAGACGAAGAGUCCCCGGGUGAAUUGA